Dovyalis caffra is the source of this 1011-nucleotide messenger RNA. Lineage: Eukaryota; Viridiplantae; Streptophyta; Magnoliopsida; Malpighiales; Salicaceae. The record is from the annotation of a GenBank genome assembly.
AUGGUUUCUUCCACUAUAAUAGCCUCAUCAUCAUCAUGUCUAGCUCAAUCUUCGCUCUACUAUCUCACGGACUUACCAAUUUUAGUUAAACGAACUGGUUCUUCCCUUCUUUCCUGCAAACCGAAUGUAGCACCUCUGAGGUCUAACCGACGCCGGUUAGCUUGCUUCUUCAAUGCCGGAAAGGAUUCCAAACCCAAAGUUGAAGCGCAGGACAAGGGAUUGGAGUGGCCAAUACUCAAGCGAUGGGACGUACCUUGGCCAUGGCAAACAAUUACCUUAACCUCACUUGCCUGUGGACUAAGUUUUAUUUUGACAGGAUUGGUAGAGGCAACGGCCAUACCCUAUUUAGGACUUAAGAUUGAAGAGCUAAGUUUAGACGAGAAGGCGGAGAUACUGCUUUUGGACCAAAGUAUUGCAACUGCCGUUGUACUUGGAGUUCUUUACGGUAUCCUCAACACCUUCCAACCUCUUCCUGAAGAUGUGUUUCGCUAUGAUUUAAAGGAGCCUUUCAAUCUACAGAAAGGUUGGCUCUUAUGGGCGGGCAUUGGUCUUGCUGGUGCUCUGCUUGCUGUUGCAUUGACUGGAGUUGCUUUGUCUACAUUUAGUGGUGAGACCCCGCAGAGAGAGACUGAUGCUCUUGUUCGACUUCUUCCAUUGAUUGGAUCUUCCAGUAUCAGCACCGUUUGCUUGAUUGGCAUCACUGGCGUCCUUGCUCCAGUCUUGGAGGAGAAUGUCUUUCGAGGGUUUUUCAUGGUGUCUCUGACAAAGUGGGUACCUACACCAGUUUCUGUACUAAUUAGUGCGGCUGUAUUUGCCUUGGCACAUUUGACACCUGGAGAGUUUCCCCAAUUAUUUGUGUUAGGGACUGCUCUGGGAUUUUCAUAUGCUCAAACUCGCAAUCUUCUAACCCCAAUCACAAUUCAUGCAUUCUGGAACUCGGGAGUAGUCAUCAUUCUCACCUUGCUUCAGCUCCAGGGAUAUGAUAUCAAGGAAUUAUUGCAGUCAACCUAA